Messenger RNA from Suillus plorans, 642 nucleotides. RefSeq lists its product as uncharacterized. The coding region runs from base 1 to 642 and encodes 213 amino acids. The record is from RefSeq and is a predicted model, not a curated record. The transcript is spliced from 5 exons. NCBI's taxonomy places the organism in Eukaryota, Fungi, Basidiomycota, Agaricomycetes, Boletales, Suillaceae.
AUGUAUUUCAACGAGUGCAAUGCUCAUUUGGGACAGGAAAUGCUAGACACACAAGUCAUGUGGAUGGGAUCUGCCAUGUCCAUUGACAAACCCAAAUCACCUGGCAGGACAUUGGGAAGUGCACAAGAUAUUUCUAGUCAAAGUCCUGAUGUAGCGGGCGAUGAGGCUCCUAGACUUACCGUAUUCAAGGCAUUUCAGGCGCAGAUCUCGAUGGCCAACGUUGACAUCAGCGGCAGUCAGGCUGUGGGGCACCUGUCUUUGAAGAAAGAAAAACUUGUUCGCGGCCUACAGAAGGCAAUAAACAAGUAUCUCCAUCGUCAUUGUGAAGAGGGGCAUCCGACUACUGACCUAUUACGCCAGCGCAUCUAUGCAGCACUCGAGGGUGCAUUGUUGGGCAUUGAAGUUGAUGACAUUAUGUCGAAGCAUCACUCCCAGGGUGCAGAGAACCUGAAAACAAAUGACAGACAAGAUUGUUGCACCGACGACAAUGUCAUCUCACCUGUAGCACAACACAUUUGGAACACCAUGAAAUGCGGAUUAUUUGCCCUCGAAACAGUUCCAAGCGUGAAGCUAGAACCUCUGUUGAUUUGUGAGAGAGUAAGCACCCUUGCUGGAAUGCCAGGAGGAUAUCCAACAGAGUGA